This is a messenger RNA of Corapipo altera (White-ruffed manakin), 5860 nucleotides long. It is a transcript of the gene WDR90, whose product is annotated as WD repeat domain 90. The transcript is spliced from 42 exons. Gene Ontology annotation, cellular component: centriole. Gene Ontology annotation, molecular function: protein binding. The coding region runs from base 1 to 5616 and encodes 1871 amino acids. NCBI's taxonomy places the organism in Eukaryota, Metazoa, Chordata, Aves, Passeriformes, Pipridae. The record is from RefSeq and is a predicted model, not a curated record.
AUGGAGGACCCAGAGUACGGGGGAGGUGACUCAGGACACCCUGAUAAUGGGGUGCCACCAGGGCAGGGGACCUUGGGACAUCGGGUUCCAGGUACAGGGGGUAACGGGGGGUGUCCAGAUGUGGAUUCUGUCCCCCCACCGAUCCCGGUACCAGCAGCCUGGCAGCGUCCCUACCUGAACAUCUUCAAGCACUUCCGUGUGGAGGAGUGGAAGCGUUCUGCCAAGGAGGGGGAUGUGGCCGCCCUCACGGACACGAGGCUGAAGGGAACAAUCUACCGGAUCCGGGGCUCCAACCCUGCCAGCAGUUACCUGCAGCUGCCCCGGGCUGGGACACAGUCACUGGGGCUCACAGGGCGCUACCUCUACCUGCUCUUCAGGCCCCUGCCCCGCAAGCACUUCCUUGUCCACCUGGAUGUCACCACCGAGGAAAACCAGGUGGUUCGCAUCUCCUUCUCCAACCUCUUCAAGGAGUUCAAAUCCACAGCCACCUGGCUGCAGUUCCCCUUUGUCUGUGGGGCAGCCAAGGACUCAGCGGGUGACUCUGUGUCCCGGCGCGGUGCCUCCGGAGCAGCCCCUGCCGACGUGCGCUGGACGUGCCUGGUGCUGGACCUGCCCUCCAUCCUCUCCCUGUACCUCAACCGCCGGUACAGCCACCUCAGGGCUGUCAAGCUCUGCUCCAACCUGCUCGUGAAGAACCUCUGCACCAGCGACUUGGUGUUUGACCCAGGUGUGACCUUCUCCAAGGCCCGGCACACCGACCUGGCCUGCCGUGGGAUCGCUCCCAUGCCAAGGGAAAUGGCAUUCCCUGUGCCCAAGGGAGAGAAGUGGCAUGACCUCUACGACUACAUCAGGUUCCCAUCCGAGGGGCUGAAGCUGCCGUACAACUCCAUCCAGAGGAGCUGUCCCAGUCCUGCGGCAGGUGACGGAGCCUCGGAGGAGCCUGUCCGCCAGCCGCCCCCGCCGGUGACACUCACCAGGGCCGUGUGUGACCGCCUGUCCCUCAUCCACCACAUCACCAGUCCCAAAGCUGUGCCACGCCGAUCUCCUGUAAUCACAAAAAGCAUCCCUGAGGUUCACCUGACAGCCCCAAGAGCUGUGCCUGCUGGGCACCUGGUGCCAGAGGAGAACCAGAGACUGCACAGUGUGGGGGACACUGGGCAGCCACCAUCAGCCAUCCAUGUCUACGCUCAUCAGAGGGGUGGACGGACCACCCGAGCUGUCCCUGCCGGCUCAGAGGAGAGGCUCUUACCGGAUCCCAUCCUGAAGCUGAGAACAAUUAUUGGCUUUGGAGGCUGCAGCACCAAAUGGGCGCUGUGGACGCAGAACAACGCCGCGGUGGUGUAUCCCUGCCACGCCGUCAUCGUCACCCUGCAGCUCCGGACCGGCGAGCAGAGGUUCUUCCUUGGCCACACAGAUAAGGUGUCAGCGCUGGCUUUCAACGGGAGCAGCACCUUGCUGGCCUCGGCGCAGGCCGGGCCCCGGGGCGUGGGGCGCCUCUGGGACUUCCGCACAGGCACCUGCCUGGCCGUGUUCAAAACCCAUGUGCACUCCCUCUGGUCCCUCAGCUUUUCCCGCAGCGGAGCCGUUCUGUGCGGAGUCGGGAGGGACGGGCAUGGCAAAACGUUGGUGGUGGUGUGGAACACUGCUCAAGUAACCCGUGGUGGAGGGGUGGCUGUGUUGGCCAAAGCACACACAGAUAUGGACAUCCAGGCCUUGAAGAUUGCUUUCUUUGAUGAGACCAGGAUGGUGUCGUGUGGCCGGGACAACAUCAGGCUGUGGCGAGUGCGGAGCGGGGCCCUGCACUCGUGUCCCGUCAACCUGGGCGAGUACCAUUCCCUGGACUUCACCGACCUGGCCUUCGAGGAGGGGCCCGUGGCUGAGCAGGAGCCCGAGGACCGUGCGCUCUUUGUCUGCAGCAAGAGCGGCCACGUGCUGGAGGUGGAUUACAAGAACAUGUCUGUGCGGAGCGCGCGGCGGCUGCUGCCGGCACAGCCCCGGGAACACGGGCAGGAGCAGGCAGGGAGCAGCUCAGGCCCUGGGAUUGCUAUAAACAGUAUUAGUAUGUCCUUGACCUUCUGUGCCACGGGAUCAGAGGAUGGCUACGUGCGGCUGUGGCCACUGGACUUCUCAGCCGUUGUCUUGGAGGCAGAGCACGAGGCUCCGGUGAGUUCUGUCUGCAUCAGCCCUGACAGCCGCAAAGUCUUGUGCAGCACAGCUGCUGGGAGCCUGGGCUACGUGGACAUCCAGUCCCGGGACUACAACACCCUCAUGCGCUCACACAAGGCCCCCGUGCUGGGCUUCUCGGUGGGGGGCAUUCGGAAGCAGAUAGCAACAGUGUCUCAGGACAGCACCAUCCGAGUGUGGGACCUGGUCUCCAUGCAGCAGCUGUAUGACUUUGCAGCCUCAGAGGAAGCACCGUGUGCCGUGGCUUUCCACCCCACCUGGAAGAUCCUGGCCUGUGGAUUUGACAGUGGGACUGUGCGGACCUUCAGCUUGGCCGCCUCCAAUCUCCUGCUGGAGCACAAGCAGCACCGCACUGCCAUCACCGGGCUGACCUUCUCUCCAGAUGGCAAUUUCAUGUUCAGCUCCUGUUUGCAGGGCACUCUGGCCCUGUACAAGUGUGUGGCGCAGAAAAGCCACGUCCUGAGGGUCCUGGGAAACGUGGUGGCCCGGGAUGCUGGGAGCGGUUGGGAUGCCCUGGUGGUCAGUGGGGACAGUCACCUCCUGGCCUUCGUGGGGCCCUCCAAGUAUGUGGUGACCGUGAUGGAGGCCUGUUCUCUUGAUGAGCUGCUGAGGGUGGACAUCAGCAUCCUUGACUUGCACAGCACUGUCUUGGACUCUGCAGUGAGGGUCUGCUUUGGUCCUGUGCCUCAAGGCGAGCUCCUGGUAUCCACUUCUUCCAAUAAAAUCCUCGUGCUUGAUGCAAAAACAGGACGACUGGUGCGAGAGGUGUCCCCCAUGCACAAGCUGACAUGUUCUUCCUUUGCACUGAGCAGGGAUGGCCAGUACCUGCUCACUGCUGGUGACAAGGUUAUCAAAGUGUGGGACUAUCGGAUGCGCUUCGAUAUCAACUUCCAGGUGUACAUCGGCCACUCAGAGCCCGUGCACCAGGUCGCCUUCACCCCGGACCAGCAGCACGUUGUCAGUGUUGGAGAUGCCAUCUUCCUCUGGGAUUUCCUAGCUCCAGUUGGAGCAAAGUCACCCCCAGCCAGGGCUCGUUCCCCCGCAUCUGCUCGGCUGCCAGGACCAGAAGGCAGCUCUGAGAAGCCAAAGGAUGUUUCUGAGACCCUUAGGCAGACAGUGCCUCUUCCACUGCUGUCCUCACCCCCGUGUUUGGAUAUCAGCUCUGCCCAACAAGCAGGAUAUCAAGGUAUUUUCUCUGAAUUGGACAAAGAGGAGGAAGCAGGUCUGCCAGGCAGCAGCAGGAUGGUGGCAAACAGAGACAAAGAUGCCUCAGUCUUUGUGGUGGAGUCAGAUAGGAACAAGGAGCUUGUGAGGUCCAAAGUGAGGCAGGAGAGCCCAAGGUCUCCUGAAAAAUCAACAAAUGAAGCCAGGAAGGGAACCAAAACUCCCAAGUCCCAGUGCUCCAUCCGCCCGGAUUCCUACCGGCACUUCACUCCUCGCUUCAAGGCAUCAGUGCUGCCCCAGAGUUUCCUGUCUCCUCCAGCAGGCAGCGAGGUCUUGAAGCUGAAAGCAGUGAUUGGCUACAAUGGAAAUGGCAGAGGGAACAUGGUGUGGAACCCAGAUACAGGCUUCUUCGCCUACUCCUGUGGCUGCGUCAUCGUGGUUGAAGACCUGCACUCAGGGUCCCAGAACCACUGGCUGGGCCACGCUGAGGAGAUCUCCACGCUCGCCCUCAGCCACGACGCCCAGGUUCUUGCCUCUGCCUCAGGGAAGAAGGAUGGAGACUCCCACUGUCAGAUCUGCAUCUGGAGCAUCCCAGAUGGGGCCUGCACAGCAGAGCUCUUCCACCAUGAGACACAAGUACAAGCCAUGGCAUUCUCUCGGGAUGACAAAUUCCUUGUCACCAUAGGGGACUACAGUGACCAGAGCAUUGCUUUGUGGAGCACCUACACUUACCAGCUCCUCCUGUCCACUUGUGUCUCGGAGCCAGUUCAUGACGUGGCUUUCAGCCCUGUGUCUCACCAAGACCUAGCCUGUGUGGGGAGAGGAGCUGUGAUGUUUUGGCUGCUGGAGCAGCAGGGAGCUGCUGUCAACCUCAAGGUUCAUCAGGCCCCUGCCCCGGAUGUGCUGGGGCUGGUGGAGCUCACAUCUCUCUGUUAUGGUGCUGACACUCUUCUGUACAGUGGGACCAACUCAGGCCAGAUCUGUGUGUGGGACACUGAGACCAGUUGCUGCUUCAUGACAUGGGAGGCUGACGAGGGCGAGAUCGGGGUGCUGCUGUGUCGGCACGACAGGCUGGUGAGCGGCAGCAACACGAAGCGCAUCCGCCUGUGGGCAGUGGGCAGCGUGCAGGAGCUGAGGCUGAAAGGGCCUGAUGCCAGGUCCAGCUCAGUCCUGCUGGAGCAUGAGAUCACCCUGGAUGGGACGAUCGUCAGCGCAGCCUUCGACGACUCCCUGGAAAUGGGCAUUGUGGGCACCACAGCAGGAACCCUGUGGUACAUCAACUGGCUGGAGAGCACGAGCAUCCGGCUCAUCAGCGGCCACAAGAGCAAGGUGACCGAGGUGUGCUUCAGUCCUGACGAGACUCACUGUGCCACGUGUGGGGAGGAUGGCAGCGUGAGGGUCUGGGCUCUGAGCAGCACAGAGCUGGUGGUCCAGUUCCAGGUGCUCAACCAGAGCUGCCAGUGCCUGGCCUGGAAGCCUCGUCCCGUCGGGCUGUGGGGAGCUGAGAGCCAGCACGUGGUGGCAGGAUACAGUGAUGGCACCAUCCGUGUGUUCAGUGUUUCCAGGACAGAGAUGGAGCUGAAACUGCACCCCCACAGCGCUGCACUGACAGCAAUCACCUACUCCACAGAUGGAGAAAUGAUCUUAUCAGGGGGCAAGGAUGGGCUGGUGGCUGUGAGCAGCCCUCGCACUGGAAUGACCAUCCAUGUCGUGGCUGACCACAAAGGCUCCCCCAUCACUGUUCUCCAGUGCACCAGGAAGCAGUACCACGACUUCGGGGUGGAAGGGGGUGAGCUCUGGCUGGCCACGAGCUCGGACCGCCGGGUCAGCGUCUGGGCCUCCGACUGGCUCCAGGACAAGUGUGAGCUCCUCGACUGGCUCAGCUUCCCAGCUCCUGCCGACCCCGAGGGUCUCGAGCUCCCUCCCAGCCUGGCUGCGUUCUGCCCUUGGGAACAAGAUGUCCUGGUCUACGUGGGGUUUGGGGUGCAGGAGGAAGCCUUGUUCUACAAUCUGCGCAAGAAGCAGGUGGUCAGGAGAGUCUCCUUGCCAGCCUUUGCCACCUCGCUCAGCCUGUCCCCGGCCGCGCCCUUCAUGGCCCUCGGCUUCCACGCUCGGCUGCUGCGGCUGCAGCCGUGCCCGGCCGGGGACCCGCAGGACUACGCCGGCCAUGACGACACCGUCCACCUCUGCCGCUUCGCGCCCUCCGGCCGCCGCCUCCUCACGGCCUCGCACAGCGCCGUGCUCGUGUGGGAACUGACGGGCAGCUGAGCCGGGCGGGCCUUGGACUGGCGGCGCUUCUCCAGCGGGGACAGAGCCCGGGGGGGCCCGGCCCCGGCUCCCGGGACAGGCCCCGGCUCCGGCCCCAACCAGGCCUCAACUACCGUCCCCACAGCUCCAGGGCCCGGCGGUGGCGGCGGGCCGGCACCGCCUGGCCCCAGGAUGUGUCUCACGACCCCGUUCGCCGUUUGUUAUCGUUAAAUGUUUUGUUUUCGUUAAUAAACCAUCGACAGAC